UUCGUCUUCACUCGUCGAUUUCACCGGAACCCUAGCUCGAUCGUCCGGAGAAUUCAAGUUUCCGUAGAUGAGCGUACGAUUGGGGAGGAGUUGAGAUCAAACUGACAGGAUUUCGUCACCGAAUGGAGGGAGGGAUAUACUCAUGGAUUAUGAUGACAAUGAUUUCCAAAGCCAGAAUCUUCAAUUAGCUGGUGAAGGAAGCAAUAAGUUUCCUCCUGUUUUACGGCCAUAUGCCCUUUCAAAGUUUGAUUUUGAAGAUGGCCUCCAUGGGCAUUUAAGAUUUGAUAGCUUGGUUGAAACUGAAGUUUUUCUUGGCAUUGAGAGUAACGAAGAUAACCAGUGGAUUGAGGAUUUUUCGCGGGCGAGUAGUGAGAUAGGAUUUAAUACAAGUGCAGCAGAAUCUUGUUCAAUUCCAAGGCGCAACAAUGUUUGGUCUGAGGCUACUUCCUCAGAGUCAGUUGAAAUGCUCUUAAAAUCUGUUGGGCAGGACGACAUUAUUCCUAGUCAGACUGUCACUAGGGAGUCAGAUGCCAGUGAUGAACUGGGUUGCAUGAUAAAGCAGAUGGAGCCUAGUUUGAAGCAUGAACACAGUAGUAGUCCUUCUAAAGUGGAGGAUGUAACAGGUUUAAAUCCCACAUUACCAGCUGAGAUUCCAGAAGCAAGUUCAGGCUUAAAGGAUGAUGUAGGAGCAUGGAAGCCUCAAAUUGAAGCUGCAUCAAAAGCUGAGGCAGGAAAUUCUGUUGAUGGAGGUUUGAAUGGUCCAAGUACUGGCAGUGAAAAUGCCAACACAGCUGUGACCGAGGUGAGUGAGCCAGUGGCUGGUGAGCAUUUUGCCAUUCAUCAAAAGGAAGUAAGUACUUUUGCUGAUGAAUCACUGGAUAUCAGCAGAAAGGAAGAGAGUUUUGCAUCAUCUCAAGUUGUUACUACCGUUUCGCCUAUGAAAAAUGCCAGUGUUGUGUUCGAUAAUCAAGAUGGCAUGUGUCUGAAAAAUGAUGUUGGUGAUAAAGGGACAGACAGUUUAGAGAAGGAUUUUAAGAGAGGGGAAAAUUUUCAAGAAGGUCAAGGGAUUCAAAUUGAUCAUCAGAAUUUGGAUGAACAUUUGGUUUCUAUAGAUACUUCUCACAUAGAUAACAGUUCAGCCUCGGAGAUGGAAUUUAAGGAAGAUGGACAUAUGAUUAAAACUAAUGCCAUUGUUGACCCUUCUACGACAGUGGUGAAAGAGGAUUCUGACUUACAAAUGGUGGAAGGAUGCAGUAAGGCUGUACUUUUGGGCAUUCCUGCCCAGGUCUCCCAAUCAGAUGACCUUUUAUUGUCUAAGAAUUCAGUUAUUGGCGAUCAUUCUGCAGGAGAUUUACAAGAUGCAGCACCAAUCCCCUUUGUAGAUUAUACUGGCCUAAAGGGGCAGGAUGGUGAGAUCAGCAAAAAUAAUAUUGGAAUCUCUACCAGUCGGGAGUCGAAGAUCGACUCAAUGGUGCAAAUUACAUGUAAUCAGAGCGGUGUUCCGGAGACUGAGCAACUUUUAGAAAGUAGUGGCCAAUUGGAUAAAAAAUGCUUAACAGGUAAGUCUGAGGAAUGUUUCUUGUCCCUAGAUGAUGAUAGAGUUUCUAAAGGUUAUGGUGAUGGAAAGAAUUAUGAGGGAGAUGUUUCCAGGUUGAAUGUUGUUUGUUCUUCAGUUACAUUGACUAUGACUCAAACAAGUACAACUUUUGAAAGUAGUCAUGAUACUUCAGGAUCUUGUGGAGAAGAAUCUACAAAAAUAAGUGAGGAAAAUACUGUAUCUAUCAAUACUAAUGCUUAUAGCUGUGACCAGAGAACUUUUGUUCAUGCAAAGCAGUGCAUAGAGUUGCCAAUUGACCAUAGUAAUACUGAGUGUGGAGAUAGUGGAUCACUAGUUAUAGAUAAGAAGGUCUGCUCCACAUCCCUUGUUGGUUGUAACAUUGGAAAUACAUCACUUUCAAAGUUGCAAUCUAAUGUUGUUUCUGGCAAUGAUUCAGAUGGCGUUCCAUUGCCUUCUGCUAAGGGUGGUCUUACAGAUGCAGUUGAUAAGCAGGAGGUUCAAGUCUCCCUCAUGCCGAUGGUGCUGCCUCGUGCUGAUGAGGAGGAAGUGUCAUUGAACCCAACAAUUUCUGUGAAAGGAAGUCUAUCAAAUCUUAAAUCGCCUGAAGAGAGAACUGAGUCACAUCCAAUUCCUGAAUCUGGGGAAGCUGCUCCUUGUGAUGCUGGCAAUGAGUUUACCUGCAAGGAAGUUGAUAAGUCCUUGUCCGUGGUAGAUGUCUCUAGUUCUGUGAGCCAAACUGACCUCCAGGUAGUCCUGCAUCCUGCAGUCACUCAGGAGUGCAGCAAGGAAAUGGAAAUAUCUACAAAUUUCUCUGUUUCAACAGUGAGUGAGAUUGGAAGAGGUGAAGGAAAGGUUGUCUCUGAAAAGCAAGAGGAAGGAAACAAUGAAGGAAAUCAUGGAAGUGCAUCUUCAAAAGUUACAGAUUCUGAACUCAAACUGAGGAAUGAAGAGAUUUUGGACAAUCAAGUUCCCUCAUCUAAUGAUACUGGACAAGAUGGUGGGAAGGAUAAUGAGGUUGUAUCAAUUUCUGGAGAUAAGGGUAGUAGCCAGAUUGCCAUUGCAAGCACUGACAUGGAGGCUGGGUGUAGUUCGCCAAUUGUCAUCAGAACUUCUGAGCCUUCUCAGAGUGAAGCUGAAAAGGAGAGAGUCAAAGGAUCCACAGAUCAGAAUGGUCUUGCAUCGAAAGUCGUAAAUGGGAUUUCUAUGGAUCCCAAAGGAAAUGCUAAUGAUACAUCGGCAGGUGACCGGAGUUUCACCUUUGAGGUCCCUCCAUUGGUGGAAUUGUCUGGAAAGGAAACUGGCAAGAAUUGGCAACCCUUCCCAUCCACACAUUCGGUAAAGCAGAGUGUGGGGAGAUCUCCUUCAACUUCUAGCAUAAGCCAAGUUGAUAUCAAGACUGCUCAAGAUGCAUCUCAUGAAAAUCUUAAGGCAUCUGGUAAGGAGAUUGUACGUCGUGGUCGUGGUUCCAAAAGUUCUUCUGAACGUAAAACUAGAAGAACAUCGAGUAAAAGCACAGGAAAAGAAACUGCUAAAAAGGCAACUCCUGUUAAGGAAACAACACCUUCAAGGCAAUCUGAGCGACGUGACAGAACAGGCAAUGCAUCCCUGAUUUCGUCUGGAAUUUGCCAGCUCUCGCAUUCCAAUGAGAUUUCACACUAUGGACAUAUUGAAGGCAGUAAUAUAAAACCAUUUGGUGUUCUUUCUUCUUCUGUAUCCAGUCUGCCUGAUCUAAAUACUGCAGCUUCUUCGUCUGCAUUGUUUCAUCAGCCUUUUACAGAUUUACAGCAAGUUCAACUACGUGCCCAAAUCUUUGUUUAUGGAGCUCUUAUUCAAGGAAUAGCACCUGAUGAGGCAUGCAUGAUGUCAGCAUUUGGGGGACCUGAUGGUGGAAAGAGCUUAUGGGAGAAGAACUGGCGUGCAUGUAUGGGGAGAUUGCAUGGUCAAAAAUCCCAUCCCAUUAAUCAAGAAACUCCUUCGCAGUCACAAUUAGGCGCCAAAACUGAUCAAUCUAUCAAACAAAAUUCUCUUCAAAAUAAGGUUACCUCUUCAACUGCUAGUCGAGCAACCAGCAAAAGUACUCUGACAGCGACUCUAAACCCGGUCAUACCCCUUUCAUCACCAUUGUGGAGUGUUUCAACCCCUUCUUGUGAGGCUGUUCAAUCUACUGGUGUGCCAAGAGGUGCAGUUAUGGAUUAUCAGCCAAUGCUUUCCUCAUUGCAUCCUCAUCAAACUCCUCCAAUCAGAAAUUUUGUCAAUGCUCCCUGGGUUUCCCAGUCCCCUUUUCGUGCUCCCUGGGUUCCACAGGCUACUGCAUUUGACACUAGUGCUCGUUUUUCUGUUCUGCCCAUCACUGAACCAGUUAACUUGACACCUGCAAGAGAAUCAUCAGGACCUCAUUCUUCUGGGGCAAAGCAGGUUUCUCCAGUUCCUGUGGUUCAGAGUGGUAGCCCUGCAAAUGUUUUGGCAGGAGCUCCUCUACUUGACACUAAGAAGGCAAUAGUAGCCCCUGGUCAACAAUCUGCUGAACCUAAGUCUAGGAAAAGAAAGAAGAUUCCUGUUCCUGAGGAGCCUGGACAGGUUAUGUUGAAGUCUCAAUCUCAAACAGCAACUCACUCUGUACCUGUUUCAACUAGUAGCAUCUGUGAAGCUGUUGCCAUCACUAUUCCCAAAACCAUUGCAUCCAAAUCCUCCACUGAAAAUGUCAUUAUGCCUGUAUCUCCUACAAUUACUCCUGUUCACCUACAAAAAAUUGAUCGGGAUGCAGGUCAAAAGGCUACUUUGUCCGAAGAGACCCAUGGCAAACUUAAGGAGUCUCAGCUACAGGCAGUGAAUGCUGCUGCUCUUGCUUCUGCUGCCAUUGACCACAGUCAAGAAAUAUGGAAUGAAUUGAACAAACACAAAAAUUCUGGUUUUGCUGUUGAUAUUGAAACUAAGUUAACAUCUGCUGCUAUUGCAAUUGCCGCAGCAGCUGCUGUUGCAAAGGCAGCAGCUGCAGCUGCCAAUGUUGCAUCAAAUGCUGCCUUGCAAGCAAAGCUGAUGGCUGAUGAAGCAUUGGUUUCAAUUGGUAGCAGAAAUUCUGUUCAAAGUAAUGCAAUAUCUUCUGGCAGCGUGAAGAAUUUGGGCCAGGCUACUUCUGCAUCCAUCAUGAAUGCUGAAGAUGCUACAAAUGGUUCUAAUUCUAUUAUUGUUGCUGCAAAGGAGGCUGCUAGGAGGAAGGUAGAAGCUGCUUCAGCCGCCUCAAAGCAUGCUGAAAACAUGGCUGCUGUUGUCAAAGCAGCAGAGCUGGCAGCAGAAGCUGUUUCACAAUCUGGAACAAUUGUGGCUAUGGGUGAACCUUUCUCCUUGAGUGAAUUGGUAGAAGCUGGUCCAGAUGGUUAUUGGAGAGUACAAAAAGUGUCUUCUGCAAAAGUCAUGAAGUCAAAUGAUGUGAAUAGGGAGCAGUUGGGCAGAGCUGGCCAUGAAGGUCGUGGUGUCUCUGGUGCACAUUCAAAGGAGGUUUCAUUGGAGAAGGAAACUCAGAGUGCUAACCAUGGUUCUUCUGCAAUAAGUGGGAAAGAUAAAAGGCAAAAGGGCCGUAGAGCUAUGGAUUUAGCUAAAACCAUGGGGGCAGUUCCAGAAACCGAGAAUAGUUUGAGAUCAUCUUCCAUCACCACUCAAACUGAGUAUGAGAAGGAAGUGGAGACUUUAAAAGAAAUGAACAUUGGGGAGGGUUCUGUUGUAGAGGUAUUAAGAGUUGGAGGUGGAUCAAAAGUAGCCUGGUUCUUGGCAACUGUUCUAAGUUUGAGUGAUGGAAAAGCAUGUGUGCGUUACCAUGAACUUCAAUCAGAAGAUGAUGGAGAUAAGCUAAAAGAAUGGGUGGAACUUAAAGGAGAGGGAGAGAAUGCACCCAGAAUACGUGUUGCUCGUCCAAUUACUGCUAUGCCAUUUGAGGGAACAAGAAAAAGACGCAGGGCAGCCAUGGGAGACUAUAAUUGGGCUAUUGGAGACCAGGUUGAUGCAUGGAUGCAGGAUAGCUGGAGGGAAGGAGUUAUCACUGAAAAGAACAAGAAAGAUGAGACAUCCUUGACUGUUAAUUUUCCUGUUCAAGGAGAAACUUCCGUUGUCAAAGGCUGGCAUCUUCGUCCUUCUCAGAUAUGGAAGGAUGGUAAUUGGGUUGGAUGGUCUAGUUCUGUGGAUAACAAUUUCUCUACCCAUGAGGGUGAUUCUCCACAGGAAAAGAAACAAAGGUUAGGCAGUCCUCAUGUUGAAGCAAGAGGGAAAGAUAAGGUUUCAAAAGGUACUGAAGUUAUAGAAUCUGGGAAACCUGAUGACACAAGAUUGCUGGAUCUAGCUGCAAGUGAUAGGAUAUUUAAUAUUGGUAAGAACACCAGAGAUGAUAGUAAAACUGAUUCGCUCAGAAUGGUACGUACUGGUCUGCAGAAGGAAGGAUCUAGAGUAAUUUUUGGCAUCCCUAAGCCAGGAAAGAAGAGAAAAUUUAUGGAAGUAAGCAAACAUUAUGUUUCAGAUCAGAGCAAAAAGGAUAUUGAAACAAAUGACUCAGUUAAGUUUGCAAAAUACUUAAUGCCUCAAGGAUCAGGACCCCGCGCAGCAAAAAUUAAUCCUAAAAGUGAUCCAAAGGAAAAGCAAAUGGCUGUUUCCAAUCCCAAGGUUCUCAAGUCUGGAAAACCCCCGAGUAUUUCUAGCAGAACCAUAUCUAAAAAGGAUAACUUCUCCAAUGCAUCUAUUUCUGAAACUGAUGAAGAUGAUGCCACAGAUGUGUCAAAAUCCAAGGAUUCCGCAAGUCAUGAUGACAAUGCUUCUGGAAAGCAUAACAUGAUGGAGUUUAGAUCGUUUUCAAGCUCUGAGGGAGCAGCAGAAGGCCCAAUUUUGUUUUCUUCAGCUGGUGUUUCAUCCGAUGCUUCUGCCUCAAAGAAAACAUCCACAUCAAAUGCCAAAGCCGAAAGGAUGAGUAAAGGGAAACUUGCACCCGCUGCUGGAAAGUCGGCUAAAAUUGAUGAGGACAAAGCCUCCAAUGGUAAUUCUACAAAACCAACUUCUGAAGUUGUUGAGCCCCGUAGAUCUAAUCGCAGGAUUCAGCCAACAUCACGGCUAUUAGAAGGGCUUCAGAGUUCGUUGAUAAUCUCAAAAAUUCCUUCUGUUUCACAUGAUAAAGGUCAUAGAACUCAGAGCAGAAAUGCUAAAAGGGAAUAACAAUGAUGAGACAACUCUACCGCAGCUACACGGAUCCAGUCAAAGGAAAACUCGGUGGUUACUGGAUGUUCAACAUAGCAUUUUGUGUAUAUUUAUGAUAGAGGAGAAAGCUAGGAAUGAAAAAUUGUUUAGUUGGGUUUCACUUUAAAGAGAUCAAGUAGUUGAUGUUUAUACUGAUUUUUAGAUCUUAACAAUCAUAAUCUGAUCUCUCUAGGCCCUUUUGCUACUAGGUUGUAAAUGGGAAAAACUUACAUUUAGUUUGGCUUUGAAUAUUUGUAGAGAAGCAUUGCAAUUUGUCAACAAUGUAUUUCCUGGCUCCUCACCAAUCCCACUAAUAUUCUACCAACUACCCAUUACCAUGGAGAAAAGCAAGCAAUUUUCUCUCCUUUUCCUGUAAGUCGGUAAUUUAAUGUGAGGUUAAUAUAGCUUAAGCAGUUCU
Messenger RNA from Rubroshorea leprosula, 7187 nucleotides. The record is from the annotation of a GenBank genome assembly. NCBI's taxonomy places the organism in Eukaryota, Viridiplantae, Streptophyta, Magnoliopsida, Malvales, Dipterocarpaceae.